Pisolithus orientalis is the source of this 4279-nucleotide messenger RNA. RefSeq names its product nucleoporin Nup120/160-domain-containing protein. The coding region runs from base 83 to 4189 and encodes 1368 amino acids. The record is from RefSeq and is a predicted model, not a curated record. NCBI's taxonomy places the organism in Eukaryota, Fungi, Basidiomycota, Agaricomycetes, Boletales, Pisolithaceae. Gene Ontology annotation, molecular function: structural constituent of nuclear pore. Gene Ontology annotation, cellular component: nuclear pore. The transcript is spliced from 10 exons.
CGUAGUACCAACUUGAAGCUUGCGGCGAGACAGACAAGCUCACAGCAGGUUGUCAGUGUCAGCCUCAAGUCUUUCUGGAAACAUGAGUGCUGGACGAAUAUUGGUGGCCGCUCAACUCUCAACCCUUUUCCCGUCCUCAAAUCCGCCAUCGGUUGUACUUCAGUCUUCGAGACAAACCCUACAAACGGUUUUGCAGCCUGACACGGAUGUCUACCCCGAACACGCAGUUUUCUCGUCCAUAUACCACACGCCACACACCGGGUCCAUCCUUCUGCGCGUUAUUCACGGAGGCUUGAUUGUGGAACUCAUCUCCCUGUCGGCGCUUGCUCCUCCGAUACGUUUCGUCUUCCCGGCGUCGGUCGUCUCAACACCCGCGGUCUGUUCUUGGGGCGAUCAGGAGUUGCAUCUGUUGGCGGUCACUGUUACUGGCUCUCUUUACCGUUUGGUAUUACCAACAACCAACCCAACUCGGCUGUGGCACGACGAAGUGGCGAGAAACUGGUGUAGGGAAUACAUCAUCAAAAACGCCUCGGACCUGUCUGGCAGUAUCGUUCACGUCCAGGGUCCGCAUGGUGUUGCGAUAGGGCUCGGAAAUGGUUCUCUUCUCAGAGUUGAAGUAGAACGCAUCGGCGAUACUGUUAGUGACGAUCUUUGGACAGAAACUGUCAGUCAACCCAAAUCACUGCUGGGCACGUUCACGUCCUACAUUCCCGGUUUUCACUCUGGCACCAACGCGGCCUCGGAAUUUCUUUGUGUGGCCGGUCUACCUGAACCCACUGAGUUCGGUUACAUAUGGACCCUUUCUCGUGAUCGUACUCUGCGUCUGUGGUCCGCUAGCCGCGGCUGUGUAGCUUCAAAACCCCUUUCACUCCACGCGCUCUAUCAGCCAAGUUCAGCGAGUGACAACAAACUUGUUUCACUUAACGGGGAAGCAGGCAACCUUCUGCGUGUAUACUCUCUUUCACCUAACGGUGACAAGUCAUUUGCUGUAGUCUUCACUCCAACGUCAGGCGGCCCACAUUGCGGUGGGUAUUUCCAGAUCGUGGACUCAUCACUAGAUCAGUUGCACGAACUCCGAACUGUCGAGUGUUCCCCCACGAGCGUCAAUUGCCAUUUACAGGAUUUCAUCCUUAAUGACGGUGUGCUAUACACGUUGUGGGAGCGUCACGGCACCUCGAUGGUUCAGUCAAUCAAGCUGGACGCAGGUAGCCUCAUGGCCGUGAAUGACGCAGCGUGGGAGACGUCUAACUAUGGCGAAGAGACUGACUUGACACCCGCAUUUCUUGAUGAAGUUCUCCUUGCUCCAGGCUCGUUGACGGAGAAAUUCAUGGAAGUCAUCCUCCGGCCUGGAAUUUUUUCGCCAUUAACGAUCCGUACAGCCUUGGAGCAAUACAUCGAUGCAUGCCUUUCUCUUCCCGGCCCACCUCCUCCAGAGCUAACCUCCUCCUACACCUCGGUAGCGGAGAAUAUUGUUGCUGUGGUGGGCUGCACUGUAACGCUAGUUCAAGAUCCUCAUACAGGAGCUACCCAGCAUGACCGCUACUGGAGCGCCUUGAAACGUGAUUGGGAAGGGUUCAUCGCUCGUUGUCGCGAAGUGGAACGCAGCGCUCGGUGGCCACUUGCGCUGAGUAAGGGCCAGCAUAGCGACGAGGUGAUCGCCGUCGAACGUGAACGAGUUAGUGUCCUUGCGAGGGAAGACUUGCCAAUUAUUGUCCAUCGACACCUCAGCGACUCUCUCCCAAUCGAAUCUCACUUCUCCGUCUUAGACAUUGCGUGGACACUCUGCUACAAAAUUGGAACGGAAGUUCUCCGAAAUAUGGAAAAUAGUAUCAUCGAUGUUCUGCACCAGGAAAUUGCCUUUUCCAUUGUUGACAUCAUGAUAGACCAAGUGCGACGGUCUGACCUCAGGGGGAUACUGGAUGAAGGCACACAAAAUUGGGUAGUAGCGAAGCUACAGGAAGUCGAAGAUUUGGAGAGGAGCAUCAAGAUUACCCUCGACCUUGCUGCUGGCUUUGACUUGGAGGUCAAGCGAGAAGAGGACGAGGUGGAACUGCUUUUGCCCCCGUCUCGGUCAGAGUGGAAGGCCGCAAUUGCUGCCGGUUACAUUUCCACUUCACUGAACGCUCGUUAUGACAUCUGUCUUGCGCUGAUAAUUUUACUAUUUUUCAUGGCGGAUGAUCUCGGGGAAUGGGACCCAUGCCUGCUGGAGGAUGUUUUUGCGGUAUUCCGAGGAUUGUCCAUGCUACGCUACGUUGCGGGACAGCCAACCGUGGAUCAAAGUCAUGAUCACCAGUCGUCACAAGCUGGGUCCACGGAUGACGUGAUCGCUCGUAUGGGCAGUAUGCAAGUUUCGGGGAAUCAGCCAAACUUUGCCCCGAUCCUUUCCCUUGCUCAUCGCCUGAUUUCACAGUCAAGCGAACAUGUUGAGCUGCCGAGUUCUGCCCACCGGUUCCUUGAUGAUACUGGGCUACUCCAAUCCACUUCUCCAGCGCAUGUCACUCACUUCGAGGCCUCAUUCUGCGAGCGUUUGCGAGACCUUGGUUAUUACCAGGCUGCCAGAGCAAUGCUUGCGUGGCUUCCCAGGACACCUGGUGUCACUUUCGUAACAGCUCGGCUGUUUAUCAACCUUGGCCGUGGUGACGACGCUGCCUAUUUAAUGGAAAAAGUUGCUGCAAGUUUUGGGCCGGAUAGCGGUUUAUCGUUUGAGGAUGCGGAAACUCUAUCUGCAGUUCUUCCUGGGAAGACAUUACACGAUUCGGAGUUCAUAUUCUAUUUGGAAGCAUCUUCAAUUUUCAGGGAGAACGGCCUUACGCAACAUGAGGUUGGGUUCCUUCAGCUUGCUUUAUCUGUAGCACCCCCAGGGAUCAACGCUCCUGACUUGUGGUAUGGACUCAUCCGUGGUCGUAUCGACCUAGGCUUUUGGGAAGAAGCGUAUUCGGCGAUCAUUGCAACACCUUUUAAUAGCGUGCGGAGGGAAUGCAUAUCGCAGUUGGUAUACCGCAUGUGCGAGGAGAAUGCUGUCGAAGAGUUGAUUUCGCUCAACUUUGCGGGCUUCAGUUCUGAAGUAGAUGACGCCCUUGCAUUUAAGGCACGCAACACGGAUCCUCGUGUUCGACCCUUCUAUUCGAGGAUAUUAUAUACUUGGUACACGUGUCGUGGAGACCAUCGAAGUGCUGCACGGACCAUGUACAUGCGGACGCAAAAGUUGCAGGAGAUCGAGAUCUCCAGUAGCCCCGCUGAAAUAAGCUCCUUAAUGGACGACCAGGCGGAAUCAUACUUGCUGGCUAUUAAUUCUCUCUCGCUUCUAGAAGAGAAGAAGGCUUGGUUCGUCGUGCAGACAUUCACAAAUAAUGUCCACGAGCUGGAGUCUAGAAAACGACAGAGACUGAUCCAGAAUCUCCCUUCUUCGAGCACAGGUAGCGGCUCGGAAAUAAUAGAUCUCCAUGCCCUUCGCUUCGAUUACGCACUGCUAUCUGCAAAGAAACACUUGAUACGCCGUGACCCAAUGUUGCUCACAGCCCCAGAAGCGCUGUUAUCACCGCAUUUUAUUAUCCAGCGGCUUGGACAAGCAAAUCAAUUUGACUUUGCAAUGGCAACAGCCCGUGCUCUGGACCUUGACAUGAGUGAACUAUUCGUCAUGCUUGCCAUGCAAUGCAUGCGACUAUCACGAAAUCCAGACGCUGUUUUGUUUCAGGAAGAAACCUCCGACUGGCUCCUGACAGAUAACUCUGCGUCGUGGCCCGGGUCGCCUGCGAAUCGAGGAUGGCGGUACCUCAAGAUGUCGCUGGAGCGUCAUGACGGGCUAGAAACAGACUAUAAAUAUAGCAAGGCAACAUUGGAAGCAAUACUCGCGCACGACAGGAGUUUGUCGCCACCGCCAUGGUUGUUGCACGUCUUAGAGGAUUACCAUCACGAAUAUCUCGUCCGGACAAGUCUUAAGUUCGAUGCAUUAGAAAGCGCACUUGAACACACACUCUCCCUCAUCCGAAAAGCCAACUUCAAACUGUCCCGUUCUGCAAAAAUGCCGGGGGUGACGUGGUUGCCCUACACGCUGAUCGACCAGGUGCUUGCCGCUUCAGCUGCCCAGGAUGACUUGGGCGCGCGUGGGCAAAUGCUGCGGAAGGAGUUGCAGACGGAAGUGAGCAAUCGCGUAAAGAGAACGCAGAAAGUCAGCCUGUCUUCAAAGUGACACAGAUUGUACUCGUACGGCGUCUUUGGCGCCACAACAGGAACAAGCAUUACUGUUGCAUAAUGUACAGCCGUGUGUAGGAUGUCGGGA